AUGAACUUGGCUCAGAUAUCGAACAUCAGUCAGACAUGCUCACACGCAAAUGAUGCUGGAGCCAUAUGCUCAGGGCACACAGGGCUCCGGCUGGUAAACGGCAGCACAACAUGCUCAGGGAGGGUGGAGAUCCAGGUUCUUGGUGCCUGGGGAACCCUCUGUGACUCACGCUGGGAUUUACCAGAUGCCAACAUUCUCUGUCGACAGCUCGACUGCGGAUUCGCUAUAUCAGCCCCAGGAGGAGGGUAUUUUGGGAGGGGAACUGUCUCUGUCCGGACUGACACAUUUCACUGUAAAGGAACUGAAUCUCAUUUGGGGUAUUGCCCUGUUACUGCCCUGGGGGCCUCUCAGUGCUCCCACGACAAUGAUGCCAGUGUGGUUUGCUCAGGUCGCUCUGAAUCACUCAGACUGCUGAAUGGAGAGAGCCGGUGCGAUGGAAGAGUUGAGAUUUCCUUCCAUGGUGUGUGGGGCAGAGUGCUGGAUGACCAGUGGGACAUGAAUGAUGCCAGCGUGGUGUGCAGGCAGCUCCGGUGUGGAGUCGCUGAGAAAGCUUAUAACCCCCCUAAGUCUGAGCGAGGAAUAGGCCCCGUGGGGCUGAGAAGGGUCCAGUGUGCAGGAAAUGAGACUCGUCUGACUCUCUGUGACAACUCCACAUCUGAGACAACCCAGGCAGGAAUUGCUGAGGACGUCGGUGUCGUUUGUUCAGGAAGCAGGCGGAUCAGACUGGUGAAUGGGGCAGGUCGCUGUGCUGGGAGAGUGGAGAUUUAUUACAAUGGCAGCUGGGGGACAGUCUGUGAUGAUUUCUGGGACCUACUGGACUCCAAUGUUGUCUGCAAACAACUGGGAUGUGGACAUGCCAUCAGUGCAACUGUCUCUGCUCAUUACGAAGGAUCCGGGCAGAUCUGGCUGGAUGACGUGAACUGCUCUGGGAAUGAAUCCGAUCUCUGGUCGUGUCCUUCCAGGGGCUGGGGCCAGCACAACUGCAGACACAAAGAGGAUGCCGGAGUUCUCUGCUCAGAGUUCACAGAUCUGAGGCUGGUGAGCGACAGUGACUGUGCCGGGCGGCUGGAGGUUUUCUACAAUGGGACGUGGGGCAGUGUUUGCUCCAAUGGGAUGUCUGAAGUCACCGCAACAAUUGUCUGCAAACAGCUGAACUGUGGGGACGGAGGGUAUAUUGCAGAAGUCUCAGAAUAUGGAAAGGGUCCCACAUGGCUGGACCACGUUAGAUGCAGUGAGCAGCACAGCUCCCUCUGGCAGUGCCCAUCAGUGCCCUGGAAUCCAAAGUCGUGUGAUAACCGAGCAGAAGAGACCCAUAUUUCUUGCACUGGAAAAAAAACAAAACCAAAUCGAAACCCGUUCACCGAGUGCCCGAACUCUCCAAGCUGCACAGACCAGGAGAAGUUACGUGUCGUGGGAGGAGAGGACGGAUGCUCGGGCAGAGUGGAGGUUUGGUACCAUGGUUCCUGGGGGACAGUUUGUGAUGACUCCUGGGACAUGGCAGAUGCUAACGUUGUGUGUAAACUACUGGGCUGUGGAUCUGCUUUAUCUGCCCCGGACAAGGCUGUAUUCGGCGAGGGGACUGGUCCCAUCUGGGUGGAGACAUUGAACUGCAGAGGGACAGAGUCAUCUCUCUGGGACUGUCCUGCCAAGCCCUGGGGUGAGAGCAACUGUGGUCAUAAGGAAGAUGCUGCUGUGAAUUGCUCAGGUGUGACAGAGAGGACAGAUUCUCCAAAUACCCCAGCUCCCCCGCGCCGUCCUCCCACUGACAGUGGGAGAGUCACGGUGCCCGUGGUCGUCUGCAUUAUCCUGGGGGCCCUGCUCUGCCUGGUUUUAAUCAUCCUGGGGGCGCAGGUGCGAAGUGCCAGGGCACAGCGCAGAGGUUCCAGAAGACCCUUGGAUCCCUUCUCUGAGGCCGUGUAUGAGGAGAUUGAUUAUAACCUGAUGAGAGAGAAGCAGGAGAUGUUCAGUCGCUCAGUCUCCUAUUCAGAUGACUCAGUGAUGAAGCUGCAGUAUUACACCGGGGACAGUGAGGGGGAAAAUGAUCCUGGAUCAGAACAAGAGGGAGCUUCCCCAGGGGGGUCUCAGUUGGAUUAUGAUAAUGUGGAGGAGCCUGCCCUGAACGACGUCUCCCAGACUCCAGAUGGCCAAGAUGCCCCUGCCCUGCCUGGAGAUGUCCCAGGGGAUGGUUAUGAUGAUGCCAGAGAAGUGUCUGAGCCUGAAGAUGACCCUGGUUUGGGGCAGAAUGAUGAGAAAGGC
This is a messenger RNA of Mauremys reevesii (Reeves's turtle), 2256 nucleotides long. RefSeq names its product antigen WC1.1-like. Gene Ontology annotation, cellular component: membrane. The record is from RefSeq and is a predicted model, not a curated record. Lineage: Eukaryota; Metazoa; Chordata; Testudines; Geoemydidae.